UUAAUAUUUUGAUUUUAUUUGGUCUUGAUUCAGAAAUCGAAGAAAAAGGGAUCUUAUAAUGGCUAACGAAGGGUCGAAUGGAGGGAGCCACGUCACCACCAAGCCGCCUCCCGAGCCUUCACCGUUGAGGCGAGCGAAAUUUUUUCAGGCAAACAUGAGAAUUCUUGUUACUGGUGGAGCUGGAUUCAUCGGCUCUCACUUGGUCGACAAGCUGAUGGAAAACGAGAAAAAUGAAGUGAUUGUAGCGGAUAACUACUUUACUGGCUCGAAAGAGAACCUAAAGCAGUGGAUUGGUCAUCCACGAUUCGAACUUAUUCGACAUGAUGUGACAGAGCCUUUAUUAGUUGAAGUCGAUCGGAUAUACCAUCUUGCUUGUCCUGCUUCCCCACUCUCAUUCGCUUGCUUCCUUGAAUGCGUCACUAUAUGCAGAGACGAGCCUUUGACAGUUCAGUUGCCUGGAACACAAACAAGGAGCUUUUGUUACGUUUCUGAUAUGGUCGAUGGUCUUAUGCGAUUGAUGGAGGGCGAUAACACAGGCCCAAUCAACAUCGGCAAUCCAGGCGAAUUCACCAUGUCUGAGCUUGCAGAAACUGUCAAGGAGAUGAUAAAUCCAGAAGUGAAAAUCAUAAGCGUGGAGAACACUCCGGACGAUCCACGUCAGCGAAAACCGGACAUAACAAAGGCAAAAGAAUUGCUAGGAUGGGAACCAAAGGUCAAAUUGCAACAAGGCAUUCCACUUAUGGAGGAAGAUUUCCGUAAAAGGCUCGGAAUUUUGAGGAAGAAUUGAAUUCUCUCGUCUUAACUAUCUUUAUUUCAAUUUUCACUUCCUUUUCCACAUGGAUUUUUUUUUUCUUUUCGAUUUCAAGAUUCCCUGUUUUUUUGGUGUGUUUAAUGUUGCGAAUUUUGUUUUCGAGGGUACCAUAAUGUUUUUGGUUUCUUGUUUUGUUCUUCUUUAUAAUCGGACGAACACGUCGUUUCAAUAAAAUCUUUACUUGG
Messenger RNA from Erythranthe guttata (spotted monkey flower), 996 nucleotides. Lineage: Eukaryota; Viridiplantae; Streptophyta; Magnoliopsida; Lamiales; Phrymaceae. The record is from RefSeq and is a predicted model, not a curated record.